Leishmania braziliensis MHOM/BR/75/M2904 is the source of this 1278-nucleotide messenger RNA. RefSeq lists its product as hypothetical. Lineage: Eukaryota; Euglenozoa; Kinetoplastea; Trypanosomatida; Trypanosomatidae. The record is from RefSeq and is a predicted model, not a curated record. The coding region runs from base 1 to 1278 and encodes 425 amino acids. The transcript has a single exon. Gene Ontology annotation, molecular function: protein binding.
AUGCCGCCGUUUCGGAAGGGGCAGGCGCAUGUGCGCCGACUCUACAGCGCCCCUGACACCAGUAGCGAGCUCAUUGCCACCUGUGACAAGACCUAUGUACCCUUUUUAGCUUACACAGCCUCGACCAACUCUGCUGUGGUGGUCGCAGAGGACGGCACGACAACGCCACGAGUACAACUUCCUUUCCCAGCCAUCGAUCUUGCGUGGUGUCCCUUCAAGAAGGGCACCGAGAAUGCGGCCUACGCGACAGCGUGCCACAGUCAGCCGAUCCAAAUAUGGGACCUUGAAGACGCCGAGCUGCGCGCCUCGUACGCUGCUACCAAUGACAGCGGUUGCCACACUCACGCGCAUGCACUGUGCUGGUUCAAGGCGCCCACCCACCAGCACUGGAUCGCUGGCGGCUACGGCGGCUAUGAGGACGCCACUCAGGUGCGUGUGUUCGACAUCAUGGCUGAGGGCAGUCAGCCCAUCUGGACUUACGGUGACAGGCGUAGUAAAGGGAUGGUGUCUGCCAUGCAGGACUGCCGGUGGCAGGGCACAGCACCGCUGCUGGCCGUGGGGAACUACAAUGCGCCCUCAGUUCAUCUCAUCGACUGUCGUAAGCGAUGCCCAGCGGCCCAGUUACAUGGACUUAAGCGGGGCGUGCGGGUGAUACGAAGCGGGAUGGAAGGCGUCGACCCAUACUGUGUCUACGCAGGAGGAAGUCAAGGAGACAGUCGUAUUGCAUGCUGGGAUGUACGCAAGCCAUGCGUGCCGCUCUUCACAUUAUGUAGGCCCAUCCAUACGCAGCAAGUCUUCGAGUUCGACCUACUGUCUUUGAGCCCUGCAGCUGUGUCUGCUGCCAGCGCAGCUGGUUGUUCGCGUGGCCUUGUGUCAACGUGCUCUACAGGAGGGGUUCUGUUGUACAGGUGGAGGGCCGGAGAGGUACCCGUUGAGGGGGCAGAGGUGACCAUUGGCGCCUCUGUGGGUCCAACAAGUGGCCUGGCAAUCGUGGGGCCUGACACAGUCGUUGUGAGCACCGGCACCCGCAAGUACGACAUUUGCAGCGUAGUACCCAAGGCGAAACCCGGCAACUUGGCCCAGCGGUCGCCAUGCCGUGACAACGAAUAUGACGAAGGUAAUAGUCCGCCACGCGUUCUGUGCCAUAGGCGCCAACGCUCACCGAUGCAAGACGACUCGGACGAGGAAUCGAGCACUGCAGAGCGAGAGCUUUUCAGCGGCAGCGAAGCUACAAACAUUGCCGUUCUCUCGCUUGCGCAACCACCUACAUGGGGCUAA